Messenger RNA from Elephantulus edwardii (Cape elephant shrew), 2926 nucleotides. RefSeq names its product ubiquitin specific peptidase 1 (gene USP1). The transcript is spliced from 9 exons. NCBI's taxonomy places the organism in Eukaryota, Metazoa, Chordata, Mammalia, Macroscelidea, Macroscelididae. Gene Ontology annotation, molecular function: cysteine-type deubiquitinase activity; cysteine-type endopeptidase activity. Gene Ontology annotation, cellular component: nucleus; cytosol. The record is from RefSeq and is a predicted model, not a curated record. Gene Ontology annotation, biological process: protein deubiquitination; regulation of DNA repair. The annotation marks the transcript as partial.
CUCGCGCUCACGAAUGGUUGAAAAAAAAAAAAAAAGGGUGUGAGGCGGCUCGAGCCCGCCCGCCAGGCCUGUGGCACCUCCGCGCGCCCUCGGCGAGGACCCGCGCGAGCUGCCCUGUACUGUGCCUGCGCUGUUUGAAACUGCAGAACCCGUUAGGAUCUUGGGAAAACUACCGUUCCAGCUGAUUCUGGAGCUCGUGCGUGCUAGGAGGGCGAGUGGUAGUGCCGGGGUGGUUCUUCCUUUUAGUAUCUCUGCAGCGUGGAGACCCAAACCGGCAUUUUCGAAAGACGCCGCCUUAAAUAGCAGCGCUGGCGCGGGCGUAGGCUAAAACACGGGAACGCGGGGGUCCUGAAAGUGAGGAAAACGCGCCAAGUUCCCCUCGGUGGCGGAGUAGGGAAGACCUUAGCGGUUCCAGCUCGUCUUGAGCAGGAACGGUCCUUGCGCUCUUUUCCAUCCCGGGGCGGGCACUGGCAGCUGCCGCUCCGGGAAUGUAGUUGGUGGCGGUGCAAAGCUGGACCAGGUGGCGGCCCGGGUUCCCGCUCUUUCGAGCGGAUGGUCACUCCCCCGCGGGGAGGGCAAUCCGUGCUUAUCCUUGAGUCGGGGACCCGGGCUCGGAGCAGGACCUCACCUGUCGCACCGACCCCCGUGGCUGUUGGACUUGGCGUUGUCACCGCCGCGGACUUCGCUUUGGGCCAUGACCAGAUAUAAUUGGUGAUUUCUGCUUACGUUUAAUUUAAUUCUUGUCAUCUUCUCUGGAUUUGAAGAAAAAAUGCCCGGUGUCAUACCUAGUGAAAAUAAUGGACUUUCGAAAGGUAGUCCCUCAAAGAAAAAUCGACUCUCUUUGAAGUUUUUUCAAAAAAAGGAAACGAAGAGAGCCUUGGAUUUCACAGAAGCUCAAGAAAAUGAGGAGAAAGUUGCCGAAUAUAGUGGAUCUGAAAUUGAUCAGGUUGUUCCUGCUGCAGCACAGUCCUCACCUGUAAACUGUGAGAAGAGAGAAAACUUACUACCAUUUGUGGGACUGAAUAAUCUUGGCAAUACUUGUUAUCUUAAUAGUAUACUUCAGGUACUGUAUUUUUGUCCUGGUUUUAAAUCUGGAGUGAAGCACUUAUUUAAUAUUAUUUCAAGGAAGAAAGAAACUCUGAAAGAUGAAGCCAAUCAAAAAGAGAAGGGAAAUUGUAAGGAAGAUUCUUUGGCAAGUUACGAAUUAAUCUGCAGUUUACAGUCAUUAAUUAUUUCAGUGGAACAGCUUCAGGCUAGUUUUCUCUUAAAUCCAGAGAAAUACAUUGAUGAACUUGCUACUCAGCCAAGGCGACUGCUUAACACUCUCAGGGAACUCAACCCUAUGUAUGAAGGAUAUCUACAGCAUGAUGCACAGGAAGUAUUACAGUGUAUUUUGGGGAACAUUCAAGAAACAUGCCAACUUCUAAAAAAAGAAGAAGUGAAAAAUAUGACAGAAUUAUCUACUGAGGUAGAAGAAAAACCUCAUCAGAAAGAGGACAGUAAUGAUUCUAACAUCAUACAGAUGGACAAUAUGAGGCAUUGUGAAGAAUAUAAAGAAAAAAUCCCAAAAGGGAAUACAAAAAGAAAAAGUGAGACUGAAUUUAGUAACAUCAAGAAAAAAGCUAAGCUAUCCAAAGAAUACCAGUCAGUAGAAGACAACCAGAGACAAACUAGAUCAAAAAGGAAAGCAACAAGUGAUAUGUUAGAGAUUCCUGCUAAAAUAAGUUCUAAGAACACUUGUGAAAAUGAGAGUGCCAAGCCCUCACAAAAGAAAUCAAGAGUUAAAAUAAAUUGGUUAAAGUCUGCAACUAAGCAACCUAGCAUUCUUUCUAAAUUCUGUAGUCUGGGGAAAAUAGCAACAAACCAAGGAUCCAAAGGACAAUUUAAAGAAAGUGAAGAUGAUCUUGAAGAAGAUGUGGAGAAGUGUGAAAAUGAUAACACUUUAAAGGUUAAUGGUUGUGGACUUGAUUCUCCGGGGAGUAAUGUUAAGCCCAUUAAUGUAAAUGAAGAUAAGGCCAUAAACAAAGGUGUUGAGCAAAUUGGUUUUGAUCUAGUAGAGAAAUUAUUUCAGGGUCAGCUGGUAUUAAGGACUCGUUGCUUGGAAUGUGAAAGUUUAACAGAAAGAAGAGAAAAUUUUCAGGACAUCAGUGUGCCAGUACAAGAAGAUGAACCUUCCAAAGUAGAAGAGAGUUCUGAAAUUUCUCCAGAACCUAAAACAGAAAUGAAAACCCUGAGAUGGGCAAUUUCACAGUUUGCUUCUGUGGAAAGAAUUGUAGGAGAAGAUAAAUAUUUCUGUGAAAACUGUCAUCAUUAUACUGAAGCUGAACGAAGUCUUUUGUUUGACAAAAUGCCUGAAGUUAUAACCAUUCACUUGAAGUGCUUUGCGGCUAGUGGCUUGGAGUUUGAUUGUUACGGUGGUGGACUUUCCAAGAUCAACACUCCUUUGUUGACACCCCUUAAAUUGUCACUAGAAGAAUGGAGCACAAAGCCAACCAAUGACAGCUAUGGAUUAUUUGCAGUUGUGAUGCAUAGUGGCAUUACAAUUAGUAGUGGGCAUUACACUGCCUCUGUUAAAGUCACUGAUCUUAACAGUUUAGAAUUAGAUAAAGAAAAUUUCAUGGUAGAUCAGAUGUGUGAAAUAGGUACAACAGAACCACUGAAUGAGGAGGAAGCGAGGGGUGUGGCUGAAAAUUAUGACGAUGAAGAAGUGUCUGUUAGAGUCAGUGGAAAUACACAGUCAAGUAAAGUUUUAAACAAAAAAAAUGUAGAACCUGUUGGACUUCUUGGAGGACAGGAGAGCAAAGCAGAUUAUGAACUAUACAACAAAACAUCUAACCCUGAUAAGGUUGCUGGUACAGCCUUUGCUGAAAGUAGAAAUUCUGAGAUUAGCAACACUAAUGGUACCCAUGAAUCUGAUAGCAACAAG